Molecule: messenger RNA, 435 nt
Organism: Fraxinus pennsylvanica
Lineage: Eukaryota; Viridiplantae; Streptophyta; Magnoliopsida; Lamiales; Oleaceae
Source: the annotation of a GenBank genome assembly
AUGGAACGGGAGGGCAAGGAAGAUAAAGAUGAUAGGAUACUUAAUGAAAUGGAGGAGCUGACAAAUGCCAUGGAGCAGAAGAAGAAAAAGGCAAAGAAACUUCUAAAAAAGAGACAAGCCAAGGACAAAGCUAGGAAAGCAUUAGGCAAGCAAAUAGACACAACAAAGGAUGGCUACACCGAUCAUAAAUUGUUCUCUCUUACUUCUGUCAAGGGGAAGAAAGAACUUGUGGCUGUUGAUAAUGAUGAAUAUGAUUGUGAAAAUGAUGAAAUUGGAAGUAGUGACAGCGAAGGAGGCCUUGAGGAAGCCCAAGGGGACACUUAUAGUGAUAAAGACAAUGAUGAAGAACACCAACGGUAUGGUGAGCAACUACAGGAGCUACUCGACGAAGCCUACGAAAGAUUUGUAGCUAAACAGGAUGGAAGUACGAAGUAG